CUCGCCCAGUCUCCCCAGAAGCAGCGCAGGUGGAGGGGUCAGUCAGGAUGAGUGCGCCCCGGGGGUGCCGCUCCGACCUGGACCCCCGCUACCACCGGCUGUGCGACGUGGCGGGCGCGUGGGGCGUGGCGCUCGAGGCGCUGGCGGCGCUGGGCGCGGCGGCGGCGGCGGGGGCGGCGCUGUGGCUGGCGGGCGCGGCGGGGCGCGUGCAGGACCCGAGCCGGCGGCGCGCGCUGCCCACGCUGCUGCUGCUGCUGGGCGCCGUGCUGGGCGUCUUCGCGCUCACGUUCGCCUUCCUGGUGCGUCUGGACGGCGCCACGGGGCCGGCGCGCUUCGUGCUGUUCGGGGCGCUGCUGGGCGCGGCCUUCGCGUGCCUGCUGGCGCUGGCGGUGCAGGCGGCGCGGCUGGCCCGGGGGCGCGCGCCCUGGCCCGGCUGGGGGCUGCUGGGCCUGGCGCUGGGGCUCAGCCUGGUGCAGGACGCGCUGGCCGUGGAGUACGUGGUGCUGGCCGCGAACGGGACGCGCGGGGACGCCAUCGCCGGCCUGCCCGCCCCCCGGCGCAACCGGGACUUCGUGCUGCUGCUGGUGUUCGUCAUGGCGCUCAUGGCCGCCGCGCUGGGCGCCUCGCUGCUGGCCCUGCGCGGCCCCUUCGCCGGCUGGAGGCGCCACGGGGCGCACGCCGGCCUCACCGCGCUGCUCUCCAUGGCGCUCUGGGCCGCCUGGAUCGCGCUGCUCCUGCUGCCCCAGCCCGGCCCCGACUGGGACGACGCCGUGCUCAGCGCCGCGCUCGUGGCCAACGGCUGGCUGUUCCUGGCCGCCUUCGUGCUGCCCGAGUUCCGCCAGCUCACCAAGCAGCGCGACCCCGCCGACUACCCCGGCGAGGACGCGCCCUGCAAGCCCCAGCUCCUCAAGCCCCGCCUGGGCCUGGACAACCGGGCCUACGCCCCCGACGAGGCCCCCCCACCAGGUCUGGACGAGCCGGGCCCCAUGCUUCACGCCCCGUACUCCACCCACUUCCAGCUGCAGGACAGGGGCCCUGCCGGGGACUUCUCCAUCCCCCGGGCCCAGGCCUGGGCCAGCCCGUACAACGACUACCAGGGUCGGAAGGAGGGCCGCUGACACCCCGGACCCCCGCCAGUCACGCGUGGACGCGGCCCCCGAGCU
Messenger RNA from Perognathus longimembris pacificus (Pacific pocket mouse), 1163 nucleotides. It is a transcript of the gene Gprc5a, whose product is annotated as G protein-coupled receptor class C group 5 member A. The record is from RefSeq and is a predicted model, not a curated record. Gene Ontology annotation, cellular component: extracellular exosome; intracellular membrane-bounded organelle; signaling receptor complex. Gene Ontology annotation, molecular function: protein kinase activator activity; G protein-coupled receptor activity. Gene Ontology annotation, biological process: G protein-coupled receptor signaling pathway. NCBI's taxonomy places the organism in Eukaryota, Metazoa, Chordata, Mammalia, Rodentia, Heteromyidae. Bases 48 to 1118 code for a protein of 356 amino acids. The transcript has 4 exons.